Messenger RNA from Amaranthus tricolor (Joseph's coat), 2273 nucleotides. RefSeq names its product molybdopterin biosynthesis protein CNX1-like. Gene Ontology annotation, molecular function: molybdopterin molybdotransferase activity. Gene Ontology annotation, biological process: molybdenum incorporation into molybdenum-molybdopterin complex; Mo-molybdopterin cofactor biosynthetic process. The record is from RefSeq and is a predicted model, not a curated record. NCBI's taxonomy places the organism in Eukaryota, Viridiplantae, Streptophyta, Magnoliopsida, Caryophyllales, Amaranthaceae. Gene Ontology annotation, cellular component: cytosol; cytoplasm. The transcript has 12 exons. The coding region runs from base 85 to 1860 and encodes 591 amino acids.
GUCAAAUUCUUGACGCAUUUCCCAUUGUUCUUGUGCUUUUUGGAUAUCCUAUCACCAGAGUUAGCAAAAGAAUCCCCAACAACCAUGAUGAUAACAGUAGAUGAAGCACUGAAAAUUGUAUUGGGAGUAACUCCAAUUCUGGAUUCCGUUACUGUCCCACUUCACCAAGCUCAUGGCAGAAUCUUAGCCCAAGAUAUUCAAGCUCCUGAUCCUCUUCCUCCUUACCCUGCAUCCAUUAAGGACGGUUAUGCAGUGGUUUCUGCAGAUGGUCCGGGGGAAUACCAUGUAAUUACUGAAUCGAGGGCCGGAAAUGAUGCUGUUGAUGUGACUAUCACUCCUGGAACUGUUGCCUAUGUGACUACUGGAGGACCUAUUCCUGAUGGGGCUGAUGCGGUAGUUCAGGUGGAAGAUACAGAGCAAAUUGAAAUUGAACCUAGCCAACCUAAACGAGUGAGAAUAUUGGUGCAAACUCGGCCUGGUUUUGAUAUUCGUCCAGUGGGCUGUGACAUUGAGAAAGGUGAUGUGGUGUUGAAGUGUGGUCAACUUGUUGGUGCUUCUGAAAUUGGAUUGCUUGCCACUGUGGGUGUCACAAUGGUAAAGGUAUAUCGUACUCCAACAAUCGGUGUGCUCUCAACUGGUGAUGAACUAGUGGAGCCAACAACCAAACAUCUUGGUCGUGGUCAGAUUAGGGACUCCAAUCGUGCUAUGCUACUAGCAGCGGCAGUUCAACAGAGCUGUAAUGUUGUGGACCUAGGCAUUGCUCGUGAUGAUGUAGAAGAACUUGAAAAAAUCAUGGACAGAGCGUUUUCUGCUGGAGUUGACAUAAUUUUAACUUCUGGUGGUGUUUCUAUGGGAGACCGAGAUUAUGUGAAGCCAUUGCUUGAGAGGAGAGGAAAAGUGCAUUUCAGCAAGGUUCUCAUGAAACCAGGAAAACCUCUAACAUUUGCUGAGAUCAAUAUGAAGUCAACUCAAGAUGUGAAUGUCAAUAAAGUUCUUGCCUUUGGGUUACCUGGAAAUCCAGUGGGCUGUUUAGUUUGUUUCCAUCUUUUUGUUGUGCCUGUUAUUCGCCGUCUUUCUGGAUGGAGAAACUCCGACCUUUUGAGGGUUCAUGCCCGUCUUGAGAAGCCUAUUAAAACAGAUUCUGCCCGACCUGAAUUUCACCGUGCCACUCUUAUCUGGAAGGAAAAUGAUGGAUCUGGCAAUCCUGGUUUUGUUGCUGAGAGCACUGGUCAGCAGACAAGCAGUCGUCUUUUGAGUAUGAAGUCUGCAAAUGCAUUGUUAGAGCUUCCAGCUGGAGGUGCCUUGCUUCCUGCCGGAACAUCUGUGCCUGCCAUUGUUAUUUCUGAUUUACUCAGUUCUUCUGUGAAAAAGGAUUCAUUAUUGCAAAGGUCACCCAGCGAAACUGCUGCAAGCAACCUUUGGGAUCCUGCAGUUCUAGUCCAAGUUGCUAUUCUGACAGUUAGUGAUACUGUUGCAUCAGGGUCUGGGCCUGAUCGUAGUGGUCCAAGAGCCAUUUCUGUGGUAAAUGCUUCCUCAGAAAGGCUAGGAGGAGCAAAGGUAGUUUCAACUGCUGUUGUUCCGGAUGAUGUACCCAAAAUUAAGGAUGUUUUGCAGAGAUGGUGUGAUGUCGAUAAAGUGGAUCUAAUUAUCACUCUAGGUGGCACUGGGUUCACCCCAAGAGAUGUUACUCCCGAAGCAACAAAAGAAGUAAUUGAGAAAGAAACACCCGGUCUUCUGUAUGUCAUGAUGCAAGAGAGUCUUAAGGUGACGCCAUUUGCCAUGCUCUCACGUUCAGCUGCUGGAAUAAGAGGAUCUACUCUGGUAUGCCCAACCUUAAUUUUUGUACUUUUAAGAAAUUAAUGAGACAAAAGCGAUUUUUUUGAUUAGAAUUUUAAACUAGUCUUUUCUCUUUUACAUGACAUGAAUGAGAUAGAAUAAACAAUAGCAUUCCUUUACAUCAUUUCCAUUAUCACAAUGGAAAUAGAACAGAAACUAGAAAAAUCAUACAAAUAGUUGUUUUGGGGCAAUUAGUAAAACCUCUUGUCAAGGUAUGCUUUUGAUACGUUACUAUGGAAGCCAUUAUCAAAUAUCUUCAUCAUCUACCUCUUAGACCAUUCCCUGAAACAAUGUUUCUUGCCUCUGGACGUUCCCGAAUUAGCUUCGUCAUAAACUAUUUUUUAAUAUAUUCCUUCCGUGAAUACUCACCCAGUAGGUAAUCUUUGUACAUUAAAUAGACAUGACCGUUGACUAGUACUUCCUCUGUUUUUUUACUU